Messenger RNA from Nerophis lumbriciformis (worm pipefish), 4150 nucleotides. RefSeq names its product sprouty-related, EVH1 domain-containing protein 2-like. Gene Ontology annotation, molecular function: protein kinase binding. Gene Ontology annotation, cellular component: membrane. The record is from RefSeq and is a predicted model, not a curated record. NCBI's taxonomy places the organism in Eukaryota, Metazoa, Chordata, Actinopteri, Syngnathiformes, Syngnathidae. Gene Ontology annotation, biological process: negative regulation of MAPK cascade; multicellular organism development.
AUCAGCUCAGGCUUGCAGCAAUCCAACAUGGAGUAGCAGCGCGAGAGGAGAUGGGGCUCUAGCGGGGCCACCCCACGGCGACAACGACGCGCUUUCUCACGCACAACCGGAGCUGCAGUCGUGUCGGUGUCUCCUUUUUGGAGGCGGGGUGGAGGUAUUUGACAACAACAACAACAACAACAGAAACGACGGGACAACGCGACCUGGCUGGAGGAAGAAAGGAGGGGGGGGGGUUGUCGGGACGACUAGCGCGGUUACCUGCUGGCCUGCCUGGCGGCGAUGGGCCACUAGAAAGUUGGAGGAUCGGAAAGAAGAAGGAGGAAAAAAAUAGGUGGGGGGGGGGGCGACCCAAAAGCAGCUGGAGGAGGAAGGGGGGGUGACACACACACACACACACACACACUGCACGUACACAAACACACAAAAAAACACUUGGAGGAUUUUUCUUAUGCGGGAUUUAUGGACGAUGACGAGGCUGAGGAAUGCUACGUGAGCUGAGGUGAAGAGAGAAAAUGAUAGAAGAAACACACCCUAACGAUGACAGCUACAUCGUGCGUGUGAAAGCAGUGGUGAUGACGCGGGACGACUCGAGCGGAGGCUGGCUAGCGCAGGACGGGGGCGCUCUCAGCAGGGUGGGGGUCUGUCGCCUACGACCCACCGAGCUACCCCCAUUGCCACCCUCCGGAAGCUCGCAGUUCCUCAUCCGGGGCGAGCGGCUGCGGGACAAACAGGUGAUCCUGGACUGUCCACUGAGGAAAGACUUGGUGUACACUAUAGCAACGCCCACCUUUCACCACUGGAAGGUGGAGGACCGAAGGUGUGGCCUGGGCUUCCAGGGUCCAGCUGAUGCAAGGGCGUUCGACAGGGGGGUGCGGAAAGCCAUCGAGGACCUGGCAGAAGGUUCGACCACCUCCUCUACAGCACUCCAGAACGAAGGCGAGCUGGGCGACGACGACGUCUUCACGAACGCCACCGACAGCUCAUCCAACUCCUCCCAGAAGCUGGAGAGCUGCCUGCAGCCGCUCGAGUCUUCUCCUCUUCCGCAGAGACACAGGCCCAUGCUGGGAUAUCGUCACAACCUCCACGACACCUAUCGGCUUUCAGACCACUACUUAUUGGACCAGCCUCUGUCUCGACUUCCCCAUGUCACCUUCCAAGAGGAUGAGGAAAUCGUCCGCAUCAACCCACGGGAGCGUAUCUGGGAGCAAGCCAGCGAUCGACUGCACGUGCGGCCGUCAGAUCGCUCCUGGCUCACGGGCUACGAGGACUACCGACACGCCACGGUGCGUGACAAGUUCAUCCAGAUGGAAGAUUCUGAAUCCUAUGUCCAUUUUGCCAAAACGGAGACGCAGAAGCACGACUACACCUAUCCCCUGGCGCCAGCCCUGUCGCCCUCAGACUCUGACCCAGCCUUAGGACCCUUUCCCAGUAAGGGCCACGGCGGGUCGUAUCGCCAAGGCUUCCCUGUGGUCUCCACCCAGCCUCGUUCCUUUCUGCCAAGCUCCUCUCCGUCCACCAAUGGCGGGAAGGAACGCAAGAAGGAUGGACUGGAGCGCGCUCAGUGCGAGCAUUGCGGCGAAGGCUUUUACAUCUCCGAAAACAGGAGGGGCCGGUGCCAGGAUGCUCCGGACCCCGUGCGGGGCUGCAUCCAGCGGGUCAGCUGCAUGUGGCUGGCAGACACCAUGCUAUACCACUGCAUGUCCGACCCGGAAGGGGACUAUUCGGACCCCUGCUCCUGUGACGGGGGUGAGGGUGGCAGAUUGGGCACCCGCUGGUUAGCCCUGCUGGGCUUAUCCCUGGUGGCUCCCUGCCUCUGCCUUUACCCGCCCCUUCACGCUUGCCAUCGGGCGGGGCUGGCUUGCGGCUGUUGCGGAGGCCGACACAAGUCCCUGAGCUGAGCCUCCCGGUUCAGAAACCCUUCAGAGGAAAUGGAAAAACCAUAACCCAACGCAAGCACAGUCAAGGACUUGAGGAGGACAAAAACGGAGGGGCUACAGCUCUCUCUGCCGAUAAGCCAAAAAAUGUAAAACAAAAACAAAAAAAGAAACGGUCUGUGCAUUUUCUAAGCACGGCCUGGGAAGAUAAGCUCCCCCUAAUGGCAGACAGAUCUCUCGUCUUUCUACGUGGCAAUUUCAGUGCUCCGUUUUUGGCGAGACAAAGAGAGAGCACUCAGGGGGCCUUUUUUUCGUUUGUUUUAUAGCCGACCUAUAUGUAUCACAUAUGCAGGUACUUUAUACUUUGUACACUGACUUGGUAUCAAAGAACUUGAAUUAUUUUCUCCUGGUUCUAGUCUUUAUGCUCCUAUUUCAGUAUCACGUCACACUUUCAAUGAAGACACUACAACUCUGCAUGCGUGGGUGAAUGGAUGAGUGGAGUGAAGUUCACGUACUAGUCCUCCUCCUAAUCAAACAUCCCAAAAAUGUUACUUUUCAAAUCUAUUUAUUUAACAACAGAGAAAAGAUGCUGGUUUGUGGUUCAGUCACUAACAAACGAGACGGUGCCUCCAUGCUCUUUUCCGACGACUAUUCCAAUCGGUGCCUCAAAUCACCAAAAUCGGGAACUCUUGCCAUUCUUUGAAUUCCUUUCCACCAGUUUGUGUCACUGUUAGCAGCGCUGCCAGUCUUGCCUUAACCACCCAGAGCGUGAGACGCCCCAAAUGAAGAUGUCCGUCAUGGAAUUCAUACCAAGCGCGGUUACAUCUAAAAGCAAUCGGCCGCAUAAACUCGGUUUGAACUCCCCCGUUAAAUACAAGCUCUCAGUAAGACUUACCUGCGACGUACAAUCGGCUCCUGUGUGCAAAGCCAGCGGUCACACCACUGGAGCAGCUAACAGGAAUCCAAACAAACUGAAUUUUCACGCUUUUGGAGGUCCGGACGGCCCAACAGUAACCAGAGAAUCAUCCUUUUGUUGUGCAAUGCUUAAAUCAUUUUUGCUUGGUUUUCUGUGCCUAAAAAUACAGGCUAUUAUUGUCUAUAGAUGUUCUCAUUCAUCCAGGUCAUUGAAUUCUCAGGGGAAUUAUAUCGAUCACAACUGUACUUUUCGGUUUGUCUUGGAAGACGUUUCGCUUCCCAUCCAGAGGCGAAACGUCUUUUAAGACGAACCAAACAGUUCAGUUGCGAUUGAUUGAAUGCCCUGAGAAUACAAGCUACUGCACGCACUGGAGGCGGUUGAUCUCACUUUUCGUUACUUUUAAGAACAGGACGUUUCCCAGCAAAGUCAACAAUGAAUCCCUUAAUUACCUACCUAUCCUAAUCUGAAUCCCAAAAAAAACACGCUAAGCACUAUGCUAAGCGAUGCUAGCUUUGCGUUAUGCUAGGCCCUAAAACAAAUAUUUCACUAUUCGUUUUAACACCAGAUUAGUAUAUUAAAGUCAAAGUACUGAAAACCGUUUGAUCUGUGACUGAUUUUUUUUUUCUAAAAAGGCAAGAUAUUUAUAGCAUCCCGUUUCGAAAAGGACAAGGAUGUUUUUUUUUCCGAAUAAACAGCUGAAGUCCGGGAAACAAACCUCCCAAUGUGAUUGUUGUGCCAAGGAAAUGUCACUUACUGUAGUCAAAAUCCAGAAUGCCUGAGGAUGUCCUUUUUCCUUCUGUGGUCGCAUCCGUCUCACGCAUCCUGUCCUGUGCCCCACUUUGUGUAUGUCCUUGACAAGUGUGUGUGUUUACACCACAUCCCGUUCCCCGUCUGAUCCUGCAUCCACUGUGUCUGUGGGGACAAAAUGAAGAUGGCGUUACAUCCAGUUGAUUCCUGCGCUUCAGCGGUGUCGACUAUCAGCGAGAAAGACAAUCAGAUUGGAAAGUGUGUUUGUGGGUUUUUGGGGGUUUUUUGCGUCCGGUGUUUGUGUGUCCUUUCAGAGCCAAUUUACAAGUGCCUGAACGCAUCCUCUCUAUCUCUGUUGUGUAUUUAAGUUGACAAAUUCCGACAAAAAAAAAAGAAAGACUCCUCGUAAUGAAUUAGGCCCAUUUUUUUACGCUUAGUAUUUUUACCGCUGUAAAAAAAAAAAAUAAGAGCAAAAAUUAUAUUAUAUAUAUCAAGUGUAUGUUGUACAUUUUUAUUUCUAUAUUUUUUAAUAACUGUUUCUAACACAUACGAUGGAUGUAGCUCUUGCUUUUGAGAAGGAACAGGAAGUACUUUGUAGAUAGCGAGUGGUGGG